UGGGCUGGCAAAGACAUCACCGUCGAGUGCAUGAACUUUGUGAAGAUCCUGCACACCUACAACCGAACCCACCUGUACGCCUGCGGCACUGGCGCCUUCCACCCCGUCUCCGCUUUUGUGGAGGCCGGUCAGAACGUGGAGGAGCCCGUGUUCAAGCUGGACCUCCGGCACACGGAGGACGGCAAGGGGAAGAGCCCCUAUGACCCCCGGCAUGCGGCAGCCUCUGUCCUUGUGGGGGAGGAGCUCUACUCUGGGGUGGCAACCGAUCUGAUGGGCCGUGACUUUACCAUCUUCCGCAGCCUGGGCCGGCGUCCCUCCAUCCGCACUGAGCAGCACGACUCCCGCUGGCUCAAUGAGCCCAAGUUCGUGGCCGUUUUCUGGGUGCCGGAGAGCGAGGACACUGAUGACGACAAGAUCUACUUUUUCUUCCGCGAGACGGCAGUGGAGCGACAGCAGGGGCUGGGCAAGACCAGCUUUGCCCGCAUUGGCCAGAUCUGCAGGAAUGACGUGGGCGGGCAGCGCAGCCUGGUGAACAAGUGGACAACCUUCCUGAAGGCUCGGCUCAUCUGCGCCGUACCAGGACCUGAUGGCGCAGACACACACUUUGAUGAGCUUCGGGACGUCUUCCUGCUGCAGACAAGAGACAAGCGCAACCCCCUGAUCUAUGCUGUCUUCUCCACCUCCAGCUCAGUUUUCCAGGGCUCAGCCGUCUGUGUCUACACCAUGGCCGACAUUCGCCGGGCUUUCCUGGGCCCCUUUGCACACAAGGAGGGCCCCAACUACCAGUGGGUGUCGUACCAGGGGCGUGUGCCAUACCCCCGCCCGGGCAUGUGUCCCAGCAAAACCUUCGGCACCUUCGGCUCCACCAAGGACUUCCCAGAUGAGGUGAUCCAGUUUGCCAGGCACCACCCACUGAUGUACAACCCAGUGCUGCCCCACGGCCAGCGCCCCCUCUUCCUGCAAGUCGCUGUGCCCUACCCCUUCACCCGCAUCGCAGUGGACCGCGUCACUGCCGCUGAUGGCCACUACGACGUUCUCUUCAUCGGCACAGACGUGGGCACAGUACUGAAGGUGGUCUCGGUGCCCAAGGAGAGCUGGCACCACGUGGAGCCACUACUGCUAGAGGAGCUGCAGGUCUUCCAGGAUGCCUCCCCUGUCAUCAGCCUGCAGCUCUCUUCUAAGCGGCAACAGCUCUAUGCUGGCUCAGCCACAGCACUGGCCCAGCUGCCCCUACACCGCUGCAGUGCCUACGGCAAAGCCUGCGCCGAGUGCUGCCUGGCCCGGGACCCAUACUGUGCCUGGGAUGGCAGCACCUGCACCCGCUAUGUACCCAACACCAAGAGGCGCUUCCGCCGGCAGGAUGUCCGCAACGGUGACCCCAACGUGCUCUGCUCCGAAGACCCCCGUCGGGGCAGCGUGCCCCAGAAGCAGCUCUAUGGGGUGGAGGGCAGCACUGCCUUCCGGGAGUGCAUCCCCAAAUCCCU
Messenger RNA from Merops nubicus (carmine bee-eater), 1484 nucleotides. RefSeq names its product sema domain, immunoglobulin domain (Ig), short basic domain, secreted, (semaphorin) 3B (gene SEMA3B). The annotation marks the transcript as partial. NCBI's taxonomy places the organism in Eukaryota, Metazoa, Chordata, Aves, Coraciiformes, Meropidae. Gene Ontology annotation, biological process: axon guidance; neural crest cell migration; negative regulation of axon extension involved in axon guidance. Gene Ontology annotation, molecular function: semaphorin receptor binding; chemorepellent activity. The transcript has 14 exons. The record is from RefSeq and is a predicted model, not a curated record.